Molecule: messenger RNA, 366 nt
Organism: Strongylus vulgaris
Lineage: Eukaryota; Metazoa; Nematoda; Chromadorea; Rhabditida; Strongylidae
Source: the annotation of a GenBank genome assembly
AUGAUGAUUACAUCGGUGGGAUGUCGGUUCUCGAUUGUCGGUGAAGAAACGGACGAUCGGACAGCUGCUCUGCUUCGGCUGCCAACCCCCGAAGCAUGCAGUUUCAAUACAGGGCGGACCCAAGUCCGAAACUGCGCCACAUCCACAGAGUGCAACACACCUUGGCAAUUUUUGUACUUGCGUACUAUGAGCCGUUUAUAUUUGGCAUUCGGAACAAAUAGCUAUCGAACCCAUACAGCACGUGUUGUCCUUAAUGGAGCCAAUACGCUCGCAAGGGAAAUUGCAGCGCUAUUCGAUAGGCCACGUAUGGCAGUAAAUAGCCCAUUGACCUAUGAGGACAAUGCCAUUCAUUUGAUUGGUCGCUAG